AUGAACCGAUUAUUUGGUGCAAAGAGUACGGCACCCAAGCCGACUCUCGACAGUGCUAUCUCCAAUGUUGACACACGAGUAUCCAGCAUAGAUGUCAAGCUCGCAGCACUCAACUCGGAACUCUCCACCUACCAAACCAAGAUCGCCAAGAUGCGCGACGGGCCCGGCAAGAAUGCGCUUCGGCAGAAAGCACUCAAGGUCCUACAGCGACGCAAACAAUACGAGGCGCAGCGAGAUCAGCUCUCCCAACAAUCAUGGAAUAUGGAACAGGCGGGCAUGAUGCAAGAUAAUUUGAAGAAUGUCAUGACGACAGUUGACGCUAUGAAAACCACCACCAAGGAGCUGAAGAAACAAUAUGGCAAGGUCGACGUGGACAAGAUCGAGCAGAUGCAGGACGAGAUGGCAGAUCUGAUGGAGAUUGGAAAUGAGAUUCAAGAAAGUAUCUCUCGGGCUUAUGAUGUGCCUGAGGAUGUGGAUGAGGCGGAGUUGGAUGCGGAGCUUGAGGCGCUAGGCGAGGAAUCCAUGUUUGAGAGCAGCAUGGGGGAGAGUGCGAUGCCGAGCUUCUUGCAGGACGAGGUGGCUCCGCCGCAGUUUAUUGAUGAGCCGGUUGAGCAACAUAAAGUCAAGGAAGCGGCGGGUGGACUUGGAUGA
This is a messenger RNA of Penicillium bovifimosum, 651 nucleotides long. RefSeq names its product putative SNF7 family protein (Cta1). Bases 1 to 651 code for a protein of 216 amino acids. Gene Ontology annotation, biological process: late endosome to vacuole transport via multivesicular body sorting pathway; vesicle budding from membrane. Gene Ontology annotation, cellular component: multivesicular body. The transcript is spliced from 2 exons. Lineage: Eukaryota; Fungi; Ascomycota; Eurotiomycetes; Eurotiales; Aspergillaceae. The record is from RefSeq and is a predicted model, not a curated record.